Molecule: messenger RNA, 5037 nt
Organism: Lates calcarifer (barramundi perch)
Lineage: Eukaryota; Metazoa; Chordata; Actinopteri; Centropomidae
Gene: sh3bp4a
Product: SH3-domain binding protein 4a
Exons: 9
Coding region: 722-3613 (963 amino acids)
Cellular component (GO): cytoplasm
Molecular function (GO): protein binding
Source: RefSeq, a predicted model, not a curated record
ACCUGACAGUGACCUCUGCAGCCUCUGGGCCCAGACAUUAAACUCUCUGGUUGAGGAAUAGCCAGGGCCAGCAGAUGCAUUCAUUGAUUGGGGCUGAAAGAGUUGGUUGGCUGAGGGUUCAAAUUCACGACGGACCAGGUCUAAGACGUUUAUAAAACUGCCUCCAGGUCUGCAUACUUUCCCCCCAGGAGACGGCGUCCUCAAACGGCCCUGGGGCGUCCUCAGGGCCCAGCCGGGCUCCCAGAGCUUAGCCGUCGCCGAGGCAACCGGUCACGGCCUCCUGCUGGUCUGGAAAAGGUUUGCCAGGCCGCUGAGUCACCACCUGGCAGCCGAGCACAACCUGAGAUUAAAACACACACACAUACUGAGAUCAAGCAAAAGACUUUGCUGGAUGAACUCAGACGAGGUUUACCAGUGAGACAGCGACAGUCAGCAGGAUGGCGUCAUGUUGUGUGGGUGAUGCAGAGUCCAGUCCUGCAGAUACAGCUGGAGACAGCUCUUGGCGAGUAAAGGAAGAAGUUUGAUGCUGAACUCACAACGUUUCCUCUAAAGUGACAAAUGACGCGAGAGGGAACGAGAAGAAGAGGCAGAAGUAACGGCGGGCUCUCCAUCAUCUCUUUUUCACCCUCUUCUCACUUGGCACCUUCUCUGAGCGCUCGGGCUUCCAGCCAGCAAGAGAUGAAAAGCUGCCAAUGAACGAACGCUACAGUAAGAACCGGCCAUGGCUGCCCAUCGAAUCAUCAGAGUAACAAACAACAACCACAUCCUCCCUCGCUGCAAGUCUGAGGGGACGCUCAUCGACCUCAGUGAAGGGGUCACCGGGGCCAGUCUCAACGAUGUCAAAGUGCCUUCUCCCAGUGCCUUAAGGCUGGACACUUCCUCCUCCUAUGGAGCUGCACAGGAAGUGGUUGCCAUAAAGGAUUAUUGCCCCAGCAGCUUCACCACGCUGAAAUUCUCCAAAGGUGAUCGCCUCUAUGUGCUGGACACGUCAGGUGGAGAGUGGUGGUACGCCCACAACAACACGGAAAUGGGCUACAUCCCAGCCGCCUACGUCCAACCGGUCAACUUCAGGAACUCUUCGCUUAGCGACAGUGGGAUGAUCGACAGCCUCGGGGAGGGAUAUGAGGACGGGUCAAAGGAGUUUGGAGGUUUGGGGGAGUGGACAGGGAUGGCCCUGAAGCCCUCCCCGAUUUACAACAACAGCUCCUUCUCUGUGAACCCCUUUAUCUGUCCAUUAGAUCAAAACUGCAAAGAUAUAGGCGUAAGGAACUCAGCAGACCUUAUUCUGUUUGACGCUCUGGCAUCUCCAUCAUCUUGCUCCAACUUUAACACGAGCACAGUCAUGACCAAUGGGUUCAGCAGUUGCCAUAUUAACUCUACCACCCCCACCAGCCCAAACCAAGAGGUUCUACCCAACCUCCACAGGGAUAAUCCAUUUUUCAGGAGUAAACGUUCCCAUAGUCUGUCAGAACUGUCGGUUCUGCAGGCACAAUCGAAUCCCACCUUACCUUCUUCUGGAUUCUUCACGGGCCUUAAGGCUCCUUCACCGGAGCAGUUUCAGAGCAGGGAGGACUUUAGGACUGCUUGGUUGAACCACAGAAAGCUAGCCAGGUCUUGCCACGACCUCGACUCUUUGGGUCAGAGUCCUGGGUGGGGCCAGACACAGCCGGUGGAGACCAACAUAGUGUGCAGGUUGGACAGCAAUGGAGGGGUUGUUCAGCUUCCAGACACCCAUAUCAGUGUACACAUCCCUGAGGGCCACGUUAGCCAUGGAGACCACCAGCAGAUCUCCAUGAAAGCCUUACUGGACCCUCCACUGGAACUCAACACUGACCACUGCUCCACCGUGAGCCCCGUGGUGGAGAUAAAGCUCAGUAACAUGGAGACCAAGUCCUUCAUCACACUGGAGAUGAAGGUAUCAGUAAGUGUGAAGAAGGAGAGCUGUCACACUGCAGAAGUGCUUUGUGUUCGCAGUGAUUGCAAAGACGGGCCUUACAUACCAAUCCCUAAUGCUUACAUUUACAAGGAUACAGUCCAGGUGCAGCUGGAUAGUCUAGAGCCCUGCAUGUAUUUGGCUGUUGUGGUUCAGUCGCAGUACAUCAGCCACAAUACGACUGUUUGGGACCACGUGCAAAGAAAAGUAACUCUGGGCGUCUAUGGACCCAAGCACAUCCACCCUUCAUUCAAGACAGUUGUGGCCAUGUUUGGGCACGACUGCGCCCCCAAGACUUUGUUGGUAAGCGAGGUGGGUCGGCAGGCUACCUCAACUCCACCAGUGGCCCUCCAGCUGUGGGGGAAGCACCAGUUUGUGCUUGGAUUCCCUCAGGACCUCCAGGUGGGAUUGUACUCCAACAUGUCCAACUACCAGGUGAAGACGAGCGAGGGCGCUGGGAUGAUUCGGGGUUUUCAGGUCAAACUGGGGAAGGUCAGCCGGCUCCUGUACAUGAUAACAUCACACAACCCAAACAGCAUCUCAGACUUCACUCUCAGGGUCCAAGUCAAGGACGCCCUGGACUGUAUCCUCACCCAGUUCUGUGUCCAAACUCCACAGCCACCGCCGAAGACCGGAGCGAGGAUAACAGGUCAGAGACGGUUCUUGAAGAAGAAAGAGGUGGAUAAGAUUGUCCUCUCACCGCUAGCUGUAACCUCCAAAUAUCCAAAGUUUCAAGACCGGUGUAUUACCAAUCUAAAAUUUGGCAAAUUGAUCAAAACCGUGGUCAGGCAGCACAAAAGCACUUAUUUGUUGGAGUACAAGAAGGGGGAUGUUAUUGCUUUGCUCAGCGAGGAGAAAAUCAAACUGCGAGGGCAGCUGCGGACCAAAGAGUGGUACAUUGGAUACUAUCAGGGGAAGAUGGGGCUUGUCCAUGCCAAGAACGUUUUGGUUCUGGGUAAAGUCAAGCCCAUUUAUUGGUGUGGGCCAGAUCUAACGACGACCAUGCUGCUGGAGCAGAUCCUGAAGCCUUGCAAAUUUCUUACGUACAUCUACGCGACAGUGAGGACGGUUUUAAUGGAGAACGUGGGAAGCUGGAGGGCGUUUGCAGAUGCCCUCGGGUACGGGAAUUUGUCGUUGAAUUAUUUUUGCCGGACAGAGCUGGACAAUGAGCCGGAAAGGGUGGCAUCGGUCCUGGAGAAACUCAAAGAGGAGUGUACCAACAUGGAGAACAAGGAGAGGAAGUCCUUCCAGAGGGAACUCAUGAUGGCGUUGCUGAAGAUGGACUGCCAGGGUCUUGUUGCCAGGUUGGUCCUGGACUUCGUCUUGUUGACGACGGCGGUGGAGGUGGCGUCCAGGUGGAGGGAGCUGGCUGAGAAACUGGCCCGAGUGUCCAGGCAGCAGAUGGAGGCUUACGAGGCUCCGCACCGCGACAAGAAUGGACUCCUGGACAACGAGUCCAUGUGGAAGCCAGCCUACGACUUCCUCCUGACGUGGGCUGCACACGUCGGGGACAGCUACCGAGACGUGAUCCAGGAGCUCCACCUCGGCCUGGACAAGAUGAGGAACCCCAUCACCAAGAGGUGGAAGCACCUGACCGGCACGCUCAUCCUCGUCAACUGCCUCGACACCCUGCGCAGCUCCGCCUUCUGCCCCACCGGGUACGGAGACUUUGCCGUCUGAACAUUUCCUCCCUGGACUUUACUCUUGUUUCUGAGAUUCAUAUAUCGGUCACGGACAAGUCUAAGUCACUGAGGACUGUGUGUUUGGGAUGGACGACAGAGAUUAAACCGUAAACCUCCAGGCUCACCAUUGAUUCUGGCUUUGGAAAAGUCAACAUGAAACUGGAUCUGCCUCUGUCUGUUUUUAUGCCUCUUGUUAAGUUUGUCUUUUCCUUGAUCUCUCCUCCAUCUCUUUUCUACCUCGCCCUUUUUCUCUCUCACCUCUCGUUAUGUCUUACGUACCUUUUGGUAUCGUACGCUAUUUCAUUUUCCCUCUUUUCUGUCUCAUUCUUUCCAUUAAUGAAUUGAUUAAUUCAUUAGUUAUUUUGUUAAUUAUCAGUUUGUAUGAUUCGCUCUUUCACCUCGGCCCUCAGGACAUCAGAGACCUCGACCACUGCAGUGCAUAACCAGACAAACUGUGAGCUUUCUCCAUCUUUGACUCCCGUACCGACUGAAUCUGAAUCUACUGAUCUCUGUUUGCAAAUCCAACUUUAAUCACAGUUUUUCCUCCUUUUCUCACUGGCAGUUUUUUUAAACAAAAGAAGGCAAAGCAGAUGGUCUUCAAAAAUCAUGAGUGACACAGAAACUAAGAACUUUUUUUGCUUGCCAAAAACAGUUAGCCCGAUGCUAACUUUACAACUUUGCAGUAAAGGUACUGUAUAUCUGCUGAUGCAAGAUAUACUUCUAUUUUUUAUACCUGCAGAACAGUACAGAUAAUGUGUUAUUAUUGUGUUUGGGUUUGAUUUCUUUCUCUGGUUUUAACUUUAAAACUGUUCCUCACUGAUUGUUUUUUUUUGAGAUUAUGUGAUGAAGAUAGAACUCUGAUGUAUUUCAGAAUAAUGAAUAUGCUAAAAGAUUACUGUGAUAACCAGAUACAUUUAUCCUUUCCAACUAGAACCUUCAACAAAAGGUGCCGUUAUGUUGCAGAACACAUCUACUUAUUUUAGUGUUUGAUUUUACCAGAUGAAUCUGAGGUGUUCAGUUUCACAGCUGUGAACCUGUGAACCACGUUUUAGUUCUCGGUUAAAUCAUAAAUGAUUUUUUAAAAACUGUGAAAACAACACUAUGAGAAAUGAUGUAGGUUUUGUUGAAUUUGUAUUUAAAGAAGCCUUUUGUCUUUGAUUAUAAUCGAUCAGCUUCGAUGCUUCUGUCGUUUCUUUGUUUGUUUUUUUCUGUCUUUCUUUCAGUGUUUUUCUUUUCUGUUUUGUGACUGCUGCAGUGUCCCUGCGUCUGUUUAGAAUAUGAAUCUGAUCCGAACAGAAAACGUGUGCAGAGUUUAUAUAUUUGUACCGAACACCGACUGAGUAUUGAAACAUUCUUAAGUGAUGUUUUAUGAGCUGUGACAGGUUCUGUUCAGAGGGUAUCAAUAAAACUGAAAAUUCAAAA